GGGGGGCGGAGGGCUCGGUGUGGCGCUAAAGGCGCGCGGCGGGCGGGGGGCGGAGCGGCGCGGUGCUGAGGAGCUCCGGGCACGGCGGUGGCCGGGCGCUAACACAGGGUAACUGAUAGUGGACACCUUCACUUCUGCAAUGGCACAGAGGUCUGGCCAGGAGGAUCCAGAGAGGUACCUGUUUGUGGACAGGGCUGUCAUCUACAACCCUGCCACCCAGGCUGACUGGACUGCCAAGAAGCUGGUGUGGAUUCCUUCCGAGCGCCAUGGGUUUGAGGCGGCCAGCAUCAAGGAGGAAAAGGGGGAUGAGGUGUUGGUGGAACUGGCAGAGAAUGGGAAGAAAGCACUAGUCAAUAAAGAUGACAUUCAGAAGAUGAAUCCUCCCAAGUUCUCCAAAGUGGAAGACAUGGCAGAGUUAACCUGUUUGAAUGAAGCCUCUGUGCUGCACAAUUUAAAGGAUCGCUAUUACUCGGGGCUCAUCUAUACCUACUCUGGGCUGUUCUGUGUGGUCAUCAACCCUUACAAGAACCUGCCCAUCUACUCCGAGAACAUCAUCGAGAUGUACCGGGGGAAGAAGCGCCACGAGAUGCCGCCUCACAUCUACGCCAUCUCCGAGUCGGCCUACAGGUGCAUGCUGCAAGACCGCGAGGACCAAUCCAUUCUCUGCACAGGCGAAUCUGGCGCCGGGAAGACAGAGAACACCAAGAAGGUGAUCCAGUACCUUGCUCAUGUGGCUUCCUCCCACAAAGGAAGAAAGGACCACAAUAUCCCUGGGGAGCUGGAGCGGCAGCUGCUUCAGGCCAACCCCAUCCUGGAGUCCUUCGGCAACGCCAAGACCGUCAAGAACGACAACUCCUCUCGCUUCGGCAAGUUCAUUAGGAUCAACUUUGAUGUCACCGGGUACAUCGUUGGGGCCAACAUUGAGACCUACCUGCUGGAGAAGUCCCGCGCUGUCCGCCAGGCCAAGGACGAGAGGACCUUUCACAUCUUCUAUCAGCUGCUGGCUGGAGCAGGGGAGCACCUCAAGUCUGACUUGCUGCUGGAAGGAUUUAACAACUACAGGUUUUUAUCCAAUGGCUACAUCCCCAUUCCUGGGCAGCAGGACAAGGAUAACUUCCAGGAGACCAUGGAGGCCAUGCACAUCAUGGGCUUCUCACACGAGGAGAUCUUGUCAAUGCUGAAAGUGGUGUCUUCAGUGCUGCAGUUUGGAAACAUCUCCUUUAAGAAGGAGAGGAACACCGACCAGGCCUCCAUGCCAGAGAACACUGUGGCACAGAAACUCUGCCAUCUGCUGGGGAUGAACGUGAUGGAGUUCACCAGGGCCAUCCUGACGCCCCGCAUCAAGGUGGGCAGGGACUACGUGCAGAAAGCCCAGACCAAGGAGCAGGCAGACUUUGCAGUGGAGGCCCUGGCCAAGGCCACCUACGAGCGGCUCUUCCGCUGGCUCGUGCACCGCAUCAACAAGGCCCUGGACAGGACCAAGCGCCAGGGAGCUUCCUUCAUUGGCAUCCUGGACAUUGCUGGCUUUGAGAUCUUUGAGUUGAACUCCUUUGAGCAGCUCUGCAUCAACUACACCAAUGAGAAGCUGCAGCAGCUCUUCAACCACACAAUGUUUAUCCUGGAGCAAGAGGAGUACCAACGAGAGGGCAUUGAGUGGAACUUCAUUGACUUUGGACUGGACCUGCAGCCUUGCAUUGACUUGAUUGAGAGACCUGCCAACCCUCCUGGUGUGCUGGCACUGCUGGAUGAGGAAUGCUGGUUCCCUAAAGCUACUGACAAGACAUUUGUGGAGAAAUUGGUCCAGGAGCAAGGGACUCACUCCAAGUUCCAAAAGCCAAGACAGCUGAAGGACAAAGCAGACUUCUGCAUCAUUCACUAUGCAGGGAAGGUGGACUACAAGGCAGAUGAGUGGCUGAUGAAGAACAUGGACCCCCUGAACGACAACGUGGCCACCCUCCUGCACCAGUCCUCUGACAAGUUUGUGGCAGAGCUGUGGAAGGAUGAGAUUCAGACUAUUCAGAGAGCCUGUUUCUAUGACAAUAUUACUGGUCUUCAUGAUCCACCAGUGGAUCGCAUCGUGGGCCUGGACCAGGUGACUGGCAUCACAGAGACAGCCUUUGGCUCUGCCUACAAGACCAAGAAGGGCAUGUUCAGGACCGUGGGGCAGCUCUACAAGGAGUCUCUCACCAAGCUGAUGGCCACGCUGCGCAACACCAACCCCAACUUCGUGCGCUGCAUCAUCCCCAACCACGAGAAGAGGGCUGGGAAGCUGGACCCACACCUGGUGCUGGACCAGCUGCGCUGCAAUGGGGUGUUGGAAGGCAUUAGGAUUUGCCGACAAGGCUUUCCAAACAGGAUCGUCUUCCAGGAGUUCAGGCAGAGGUACGAGAUCCUGACCCCCAACGCCAUCCCCAAAGGCUUCAUGGACGGGAAGCAAGCCUGCGAGCGGAUGAUCAGAGCCUUAGAGCUGGACCCCAACUUAUACAGAAUUGGGCAGAGCAAGAUCUUCUUCCGAGCCGGGGUCUUGGCGCACUUAGAGGAAGAGCGAGACCUGAAGAUCACCGACAUCAUCAUCUUCUUCCAGGCUGUCUGCAGGGGCUACCUGGCCAGGAAAGCCUUUGCCAAGAAGCAGCAGCAGCUGAGUGCCCUGAAGAUCCUGCAGAGGAACUGCGCUGCCUACCUGAAGCUGAGGCACUGGCAGUGGUGGAGAGUCUUCACCAAGGUGAAGCCCCUUCUGCAGGUCACUCGUCAGGAGGAAGAGCUGCAAGCCAAGGACGAGGAGCUCAUGAAGGUGAAAGAAAAACAGACAAAAGUGGAGGCAGAGCUUGAGGAGAUGGAAAGGAAGCAUCAACAGCUUCUGGAAGAGAAGAACAUCCUUGCUGAGCAGCUGCAGGCCGAGACAGAGCUCUUUGCAGAAGCUGAGGAGAUGAGGGCUCGCCUGGCUGCCAAGAAACAGGAGCUGGAAGAAAUCCUUCAUGAUCUGGAGUCCAGGGUUGAGGAGGAAGAGGAAAGAAACCAGAUACUGCAAAAUGAGAAAAAGAAAAUGCAGGGUCACAUCCAGGACCUAGAGGAGCAGCUCGACGAGGAGGAGGGAGCUCGGCAGAAGCUGCAGCUCGAAAAGGUGACAGCUGAAGCCAAGAUCAAGAAGAUGGAGGAAGAAAUCCUGCUGCUGGAGGACCAAAAUUCCAAAUUCUUGAAGGAGAAGAAGCUGAUGGAGGAUCGGAUUGCUGAAUGCACUUCUCAGCUGGCUGAAGAGGAAGAGAAGGCCAAAAACUUGGCCAAGCUCAAGAACAAGCAGGAAAUGAUGAUCACUGAUUUGGAAGAGCGCUUGAAAAAGGAGGAGAAGACUCGCCAGGAGCUUGAGAAGGCUAAAAGGAAACUUGAUGGGGAGACAACAGAUCUGCAGGACCAAAUAGCUGAGCUGCAGGCCCAGAUUGAGGAGCUGAAGAUCCAGCUGGCCAAGAAAGAAGAGGAGCUGCAGGCUGCCCUGGCCAGAGGGGAUGAUGAAGCAGUGCAGAAGAACAAUGCCCUGAAAGUGAUCAGAGAGCUGCAGGCUCAGAUUGCAGAGCUCCAGGAGGAUCUGGAGUCUGAGAAGGCAUCACGCAACAAGGCAGAGAAGCAGAAGAGAGACCUGAGUGAAGAGCUGGAGGCUUUGAAAACAGAACUGGAAGAUACCUUGGACACCACUGCUGCACAGCAGGAGCUGAGGACGAAGCGUGAGCAGGAGGUGGCUGAGCUGAAGAAAGCCAUUGAGGAGGAGACCAAGAACCACGAGGCACAGAUCCAGGAGAUCCGGCAGCGGCACGCCAGCGCCCUGGAGGAGCUCUCCGAGCAGCUGGAGCAGGCCAAGAGGUUCAAAGCAAACCUUGAGAAAAACAAGCAAGGUCUGGAGUCUGACAACAAGGAGCUGGCCUGUGAAGUGAAGGUGCUGCAGCAGGUGAAGGCAGAGUCUGAGCACAAGAGGAAGAAGCUGGAUGCUCAGGUUCAAGAGCUGACUGCCAAGGUCACCGAGGGAGAGAGGCUGAGGGUGGAGCUGGCAGAGAAAGCCAACAAGCUGCAGAACGAGCUGGAUAAUGUCUCAAGUCUCCUGGAGGAAGCAGAGAAGAAAGGCAUCAAGUUUGCCAAGGAUGCAGCCAGCUUGGAAUCUCAGCUUCAGGAUACACAGGAGCUGCUUCAGGAAGAAACCCGCCAGAAACUCAACCUGAGCAGCAGGAUCAGGCAGCUGGAAGAGGAGAAGAACAACCUGCAGGAGCAGCAGGAAGAGGAAGAGGAGGCCAGAAAGAACUUGGAGAAGCAGAUGCUGGCCUUGCAGGCACAGCUGGCUGAUGCUAAGAAAAAGGUGGAUGAUGAUGUGGGAACCAUUGAAGGCUUGGAGGAAAACAAGAAGAAGUUACUGAAGGACAUGGAGUCCCUCAGCCAGCGCCUGGAGGAGAAGGCAAUGGCUUAUGACAAGCUGGAGAAGACCAAGAACCGCCUGCAGCAGGAGCUGGAUGACCUGAUGGUGGAUCUGGACCACCAGCGCCAGAUUGUCUCCAACCUGGAGAAGAAGCAGAAGAAGUUUGAUCAGAUGCUGGCAGAAGAAAAGAACAUCUCUGCCAGGUAUGCGGAGGAGAGAGACCGUGCUGAAGCAGAAGCCAGGGAGAAGGAAACCAAGGCACUGUCUCUGGCUCGGGCCCUGGAGGAAGCCCUGGAAGCUAAGGAAGAGUUUGAGAGACAGAACAAGCAGCUGAGGACAGAUAUGGAAGACCUGAUGAGCUCCAAAGAUGAUGUGGGCAAAAACGUCCAUGAACUGGAGAAGUCAAAGAGGACUUUAGAGCAGCAGGUUGAGGAGAUGAGGACUCAGCUUGAGGAGCUGGAAGAUGAACUGCAGGCCACUGAAGAUGCUAAGCUGCGUCUGGAGGUGAACAUGCAAGCCAUGAAAUCCCAGUUUGAGAGAGAUCUGCAGACCAGGGAGGAGCAGAAUGAAGAGAAGAAGAGGAUGCUGGUUAAACAGGUGCGAGAGCUGGAGGCAGAGCUGGAGGAUGAGCGCAAGCAGAGGGCUCUGGCUGUGGCAGCCAAGAAGAAGCUGGAGAUGGAUCUGAAGGACCUGGAGGGGCAGAUGGAAGCUGCCAACAAGGCUCGGGACGAGGCCAUCAAACAGCUUCGGAAGCUGCAGGCUCAGAUGAAAGACUACCAGCGGGAGCUGGAGGAAGCUCGUGCCUCCAGGGAUGAGAUCUUUGCACAGUCCAAAGAGAGUGAGAAGAAGCUCAAAGGUCUGGAAGCAGAAAUACUCCAGCUGCAGGAGGAGUUCGCGGCCUCGGAGCGCGCGCGGCGGCACGCGGAGCAGGAGAGGGACGAGCUGGCCGACGAGAUUGCCAACAGCGCCUCGGGGAAGUCAGCGCUGCUGGACGAGAAGCGGCGGCUGGAGGCUCGCAUUGCACAGCUGGAGGAGGAGCUGGAGGAGGAGCAGAGCAACAUGGAGCUGCUCAACGAGCGCUUCCGCAAGACCACGCUGCAGGUGGACACUCUCAACUCGGAGCUGGCCGGGGAGCGCAGCGCCGCCCAGAAGAGCGAGAACGCACGGCAGCAGCUGGAGAGGCAGAACAAGGAGCUGAAAGCCAAGCUGCAGGAGCUGGAGGGCUCUGUCAAGUCCAAGUUCAAGGCAACCAUCUCUACCCUAGAAGCCAAGAUUGCACAGCUAGAAGAGCAGCUCGAGCAGGAGGCCAAGGAGAGGGCAGCUGCCAACAAGCUGGUUCGGCGCACCGAGAAGAAGCUGAAGGAGGUCUUCAUGCAGGUGGAGGACGAGCGGCGGCACGCGGACCAGUACAAGGAGCAGAUGGAGAAGGCGAACGCCAGGAUGAAGCAGCUGAAGAGGCAGCUGGAGGAGGCGGAGGAGGAGGCGACGCGCGCCAACGCCUCCCGCCGCAAGCUGCAGCGCGAGCUGGACGACGCCACCGAGGCCAACGAGGGCCUGAGCCGCGAGGUCAGCACCCUCAAGAACAGGCUAAGGAGGGGGGGUCCCAUCACCUUCUCCUCGAGCCGCUCCGGGCGCCGCCAGCUGCACAUGGAAGGAGCCUCUCUGGAGCUGUCUGACGACGACGCGGAGAGCAAAGGCAGCGACGUGAACGAGGCGCAGCCGGCCCCUGCCGAGUAGAGCCCUGAGCCUCCACCCAGAGAGCUCUGGCAGGACAGGCAGCAGCAGGAGGAGGAAGAGGAGGAGGAGGAGGAGGGGGACUUUCCUGACCACCCAACUGCCUUGUGGCCCUAACUCUGCCUUACGGAUCGCCGGCAUGCUACAAGGUUACUUCUCUUAGGUCAACUCUGUCUUAAGGCUCUGCAGCCUCCCCACGCCGCACCCUGCUUCUGCCCUAGGCCCAGCUGCUCCUGAGCGCCAGCCCUGGGCGCGGGGCCCUCCCUGCUCAGCGCAGCUCUUCUCCAGAGCCUCGUGGGAAAGCCAUUCUCUAAAGCAUCAUGUGAAGGAUGAAACUCUUUGGGGUUGUUUUGUUCCAUUUUCCUUGGCUCUUUCGUUGUUGUUGUUGU
Messenger RNA from Dryobates pubescens (Downy woodpecker), 6519 nucleotides. RefSeq names its product myosin heavy chain 10 (gene MYH10). Gene Ontology annotation, molecular function: actin filament binding; cytoskeletal motor activity; ATP binding. The record is from RefSeq and is a predicted model, not a curated record. Bases 140 to 6133 code for a protein of 1997 amino acids. NCBI's taxonomy places the organism in Eukaryota, Metazoa, Chordata, Aves, Piciformes, Picidae. The transcript is spliced from 42 exons. Gene Ontology annotation, cellular component: myosin complex.